CACAUAUAAUGGCCAUUGAAAUCCUUGAAUCAUAUUAAUCCAUAUACUCCCUCCGUCCUACAAAAAUAGUCCAAUUUCAAAAUGUAUAAUUUUUUUAAUUUAAUCAAUCCCAUUAAGGUACAACUCAUUUUGUCCAUUAAAUUUCCGUUUUUAACCCCUUAUGAAAAGUUUAUUUAACCUCAAAUUAAAAAACAAUAAUCCAGUUAAUCUUUUCUCUCUCUUUUCUCGUCCCAACGUCGACAAGCAACGACCAAGCCUAAAUCCCUCUCUGUUCGCCGGCCACUGUCUUCCAUUGCGAAUCAAAUUUUUUUAGAUUAUCCAGCUUCCUUAAACACCGCAACAGUGGCGAUCGAAAAUCUUUUGCGUCAAUUGAGAGUCGAUCUGUUUGUUUCGUUCGAUGAUUUUCUUGUUUUGCUCGUAUUGAAGGAGACGGAUCAGAUGGAUCUCUCCGUACAAAGCCGUCGCCGUUCGAGCCUUCGAAGAUCCAAAUUAAACGAGUUGCAAUUGGUUUGAUUUCCUUAUUCUUCUUUUUUUCUUUUGGCUUGAUAUGUUUAAAAAACAUGAUGAUUACCCUAUAAUUGAAGAAGGAGCCACGGUGAUGGGUUUUAUUUUGAACUGUGUGGGGCUUUAAUUUGGCCGUAUUGAUCAUAGUCUGGCCGGAGAGAAAAUGGCCGUGAACGGAGAGCGGAGAGAAGAAAGAUUAGUUCGAUGAAAGUUGGGUGACUGAAUGAGGGUAGUUAAGUCAUUUUGUCUCUUUUAAUUUUGACUUUUCUGAAACUGGACUAUUUUUUUGGGACAAGAUUAUUAUUAAACUGGAUUAUUUUUGUGGAACAGAGGGAGUAUUUUUCUUAUACUAACUAAUUGAGGUAAAUUAGUAAUAGGUAAUUAAGAUAAAAAAAGGUAAUAAAAAAUUAAAGAUAAAUAGUAAAUUUAAAAGAUUAAUUAUUUAAACGUUAAAUUUUUACCGUGAAAUCUAUUAUUUUCCUAAUUGAGCGAGCGGGAUAAAAAUUUCUUUGAGUUGGGGUUUGGUCAACGCAGUGACUCACACUGUCUUAGUCAGAUCUUUCCAUCUUUCCUUUUUUAUUUCAUAUUCCCCGCUCUCCGGACUCCAGCUGUCUUUCCACUCUCUCUGUGAUCACUUCUGCCUCUCUUUUUUUUUGGGGGUUGCUUUGCUCCCUUCAAUUCAAUUCAAACUGCCAAGUUUGGAGCUCUAUUCAUUCACCCAGCCUCACAAACUGCAAAGCCUCCGCCGUCUUACUCCUUCUCACUUCUCAGGGGUAUAAAUAACCUUAGCUGUGUUGGGGAAGCUGUUGGCAAGAGUUUCAGAACAUGGCUAGUCCAAUUGCUGAUGAUUCUCCUCUUCCUUGCCAAAGAUUAUCAGGAAAAGUUGCUUUGGUAACUGGAGGUGCUAGUGGCAUUGGAGAGAGCAUAGUACGUCUGUUUCACAAACAUGGUGCAAAGGUUUGUGUUGUUGACAUUCAAGAUGAUCUUGGUCAGAAACUCUGUUCAGACUUAGGUAAUGAUGUCAAUGUGCGAUACUGUCAUUGUGAUGUAAGUAUAGAAGAGGAUGUAAGUCGUGCUGUUGACUUCACUGUUGAAAAUUUUGGCGCUCUUGAUAUAAUGGUUAAUAAUGCUGGAGUGGGUGGUCCGCCUGUUGAAGAUAUUCGUAACUUUGAACUCUCGGUGUUUGAAAAAGUAUUCGAUAUCAAUGUAAAAGGUGUUUUCCUGGGAAUGAAGCACGCAGCUCGUAUUAUGAUCCCAUUGAAGAAGGGCUCUAUCAUUUCAAUUUCUAGUGUUGCAAGUGCAAUUGGUGGUUUAGGACCACAUGCAUAUGUAGGAUCUAAGCAUGCCGUGACGGGGCUUACAAAGAAUGUAGCUGCUGAGCUGGGAAGGCAUAACAUUCGGGUGAACAGUGUCUCUCCUUAUGCAGUUGCAACAAGCUUGGCUCUAGCUCAUUUACCUGAAGAAGAAAAAACCGCCGAAGCCAUGGAUGGUUUUCGAUCUUUUGUCGGGAGGAAUGCGAACUUGCAAGGUGUGGAAUUGACGGCUCAUGAUGUUGCUAUGUCUGUGCUUUUCUUAGCUAGUGAUGAAUCCAGGUACAUCAGCGGGGUGAACCUUAUGGUCGAUGGUGGUUUCUCCUGUGCCAAUCAUGUUCUACGUGUGUUUAGAUGAUGUGCAAUGUGGAGUCAAAUCACCUACAGAUUCAAUUUUCAUUUCAUGGUCUCUGGAAACAUUGUUGAUCUCUCUUUUUUUUUUUUUUCCCCCUCUUUUUCCUUUUUUACCAAAAAGGGACUCUUUUUCUCAUGACAUGUAAAACUGUUGCAGCAUUAGUCAACGAUCACAGUGAAGCAAACACAAACUACGUGGAUACUGUGUUCUAAGUCUUGAAUUGUGAUUUGCUUACUCCCUUUGUCCCGCUUAUGUCUAUUCAUUAAUGAAAAA
This is a messenger RNA of Oldenlandia corymbosa var. corymbosa, 2442 nucleotides long. The record is from the annotation of a GenBank genome assembly. NCBI's taxonomy places the organism in Eukaryota, Viridiplantae, Streptophyta, Magnoliopsida, Gentianales, Rubiaceae.